Vitrella brassicaformis is the source of this 1238-nucleotide messenger RNA. The record is from the annotation of a GenBank genome assembly. Lineage: Eukaryota; Vitrellaceae.
CGAUUUCGGGGGCCAAGACGGGGUGAUAGUUGUCGUGAUCUGCCUGGCCAAGACGUGCCAAUUCGUAACUAAGACACAAAUGCAUCCCAUCUUGUCGUCGAUGCGUGGCUGUUGUUGCUCGUCUAGGAUCUUCUGGUCUUUGAGCACACGGGGUUUUGUGAGCCUCAGCUCAAGCCCGGCGAGACGAUCACAGGUGGGCAGGAUGUGUAACUGUGAUCGUAGCGCUGUUUGUCGUUGCGUAUGCAGGCGUCUGCGCGUCCAUCGCUCUAUUCGUGCCCACUCUGGACGUCCCGCCAUCCCUGGAGGGCGAGCCACUCGCCAUGAUCCAGUCGCGGCCCGCCAAGACCAAGGUACGACACGGACAGACACGCCACGCAAAUGGACAAUGGAAGCGCUGCGUCACUCGUGUGUUCCACGUGACGUCAGGCACUCUCGACAAAGCUCAACAUGAAGAAGCCGAAAGGUGAGUCAACUUGAUGGCCGCACAGUCCACGACUGGACGUACGAAUCAUCCUUCUAUGCCUUCGUCACAUGUUUCGCGAUGUAGCAGCAUCUGCUCGCCGGGAGGUGGAGGGCCUGUUCGGUUGCCCCCUUCUAACUGCGCUUCUAGAGGACAGCGAACCAAACAACGCCACGGGCAACCCCACCGCCAACAUUGUACAGGUGGGUGAGAGAGGCAGACAUCAUCUCUUCUGCGUGUUGCCGGAAUUCUGCUCUAUUAAUUUUCCGUCAGAAUGGCACUGAUCAAUCUCUGCUGGUGGACCUCCCCUUCGCUCUCGCGAGCGGCUUCCCCCAAGUGGUGGUCGCGGCCAAUUCAGUCCAAGGCAACGCCAACCUCAUCGCGGCCGUAGAUGAGUACGAAAGACAAUGAGGGAGGGCAUAUGUCUCUGCAUGUGUUGGUGUGCCUCCGCAGCGAGCCCUUUAGCUUGUCUGAGAAUCCGUCCGGAGAGGCCGACGCCGUGUACGAAGAUGCGCUGAUCGUGCCGACCGAUGCUGGAAGCAAACUGGAAGUGUUCGUCACGGCAGCUGACGGCGAAGACGCCAUGGCGGUACGGAUGCACACGCAGCCCUUCCUCCUCCACUUAGGUCAUGUGUGUAUGUCAUGUGUGGGCGCGGAUGUGUGGCGCAUGCAGGAAGUGGUGGUUCUGCUCUUCGACGGGGCGUGCACCGUCCCCUUCGAAAUCACACCCGUGGAUGUCCCUACUGUCCCGGUUGAUGGUGGGGGCGCCGAGCGAUGA